This is a messenger RNA of Penicillium nucicola, 1467 nucleotides long. RefSeq lists its product as uncharacterized. The transcript is spliced from 2 exons. NCBI's taxonomy places the organism in Eukaryota, Fungi, Ascomycota, Eurotiomycetes, Eurotiales, Aspergillaceae. The coding region runs from base 1 to 1467 and encodes 488 amino acids. The record is from RefSeq and is a predicted model, not a curated record.
AUGGGGGCGAUCUCGCGGGAGCUGUGCCCGUCCAAGGCUCCUUUCUUUCUGUCUUCCUCAACCAUCACACCCGUGAUGGCGGCCUACAUCCUCAUCCGACCGCGACGCGGUCUGUCACUCCUUUCCAUAAUAGCCAUCUUCGGCUUCGGCGUGAUCUUUGUGCUCUGGUAUGGCAUGAGCUCCGAUAGAAAUUACAUCCACCCGAUCUUGACGCAGCUCAUCCCCGCCGGUCAUUGCGCCUGUCAAACCUCGACCACCUUCCAGUGCUCGACCUGCCUCACCUGUCCCGAGACAGGGCUCCUCCACGACGACAGACACCCCCGGUGGAAGUUCGAUUACGCGCGCGACGGCCGCAAUGAGGCGCUGGAUCAGAUGCAGUGUCGAGCGGCGUUCCCAGGGUUAUUCGAAGACAUUGCGCGCGGCGGGAAUUUCUGGUCCAGUCAUGGGGGUCUCUCCAUCGCGGAACUAGACUCAAUACCGGUGGAGCAAGGGAUGGCGCGCGCAUUCAUUUCCAAUGGGGAGCUCUAUGUUGUUUCAGCGCGGUCCAAGGGCGAGGAUCAUCGGAGGAAAAUUUUGGGGACGUUGAGUUCUAUUCAUCGUGCGCUGGCCGCCGACCCGGAACGAGCUUCACGACGCGAUAUUGAGUUUGUCUUUUCGGUGGAGGACCUGGUAGAGGAUGUGACCAAUGGCGAUUGGCCGGUUUGGGUGUUUUCGCGAACGCCUACGGAGCAGGGGGUCUGGCUCAUGCCUGAUUUUAGUUUCUGGGCUUGGGACAAUCCGAAGAACUAUAUCGGCCCGUACGACCAAGUGGUGGACCGUAUCCAACGCUUUGAUAUCCCGUGGGAAGAGAAAAGGCCCCAGUUGGUGUGGCGGGGGAAGCCUAGCUUUGCGCCGAAAUUGCGACGCGCGUUGAUGGAAGCCGCUAGAGGCAAACCGUGGGGCGAUGUGAAGCAAGUUGAUUGGACGACUGGGGGGAAUGUGCUGAAGAUGGAGGAUCAUUGUUCUUACAUGUUCAUUGCCCAUGUGGAAGGUCGCUCUUAUUCGGCCUCGUUGAAGUAUCGACAGGCCUGUAACUCGGUCAUUGUCGCACACAAGCUUCAAUACAUUCAGCACCACCACUACCUACUGGUAGCGGAUGGGCCCAACCAGAACUAUGUCGAGGUUGAGCGUGAUUUCAGUGAUUUGGCGGAAAAGAUCGAGCCUCUGGUCGAGAACACGGAGCGCGCGCAGCUCAUCGCCAAAAACAGUGUCACGACAUUCCGCCAGCGAUAUCUCACCCCUGCCGCCGAAGCAUGUUACUGGCGGGUCUUGCUAGACGGUUACGCCGGCGUGUGGAACAGCACCGUCCAACAGUGGUCUGAAAAGAUGCACCAUGAACGCGGACUCCGGUACGAGUCCUUUGUGCUUCUGGAGAGCACGAAGAUGUUCAAGUUCGAUGCCUCUGCCAUAGACGAUUGGCAGAGAUGA